UUAACUUAUAUACGUUGACGGUAAACCGCGGAGUUCGUGCUGCUGCUCCUCUUGAAAAACCCUAAUCGACAUCUUUGAGUGAUUCGUUGAAAGCAAAGGACCAACCAUGUAUCUUCAGUGCUAUAUCAACGAAAAUGGCGACAAGGUUUACACCACUAAGAAGGAAUCACCGCUCGGGUUAGCCACUGAAUCUGCCCAUCCAGCCCGAUUCUCCCCUGACGAUAAAUAUUCAAAGGAGAGAGUUACAUUGAAGAAGCGUUUUGGUCUCUUACCCAUCCAGGGCGCACCUGUCAAGUACUGAAAGGCCCUAAACACUCGGGGCUUCCUUUGGCUUUUGAUGUUCUUCUAUUGCUGUCUCUUAAUUUUAGCUUUGACUUUGUACUGUCUUGUCUCCAAUUAGUGUGUUAAGAGCAAUUUUCGUCAACCUUUAAAAAUGAGUGAUUUAUUUUCAA
Messenger RNA from Brassica napus (rape), 452 nucleotides. Its product is annotated as H/ACA ribonucleoprotein complex subunit 3-like protein. The record is from RefSeq and is a predicted model, not a curated record. NCBI's taxonomy places the organism in Eukaryota, Viridiplantae, Streptophyta, Magnoliopsida, Brassicales, Brassicaceae. The transcript is spliced from 4 exons. Gene Ontology annotation, cellular component: box H/ACA snoRNP complex; box H/ACA telomerase RNP complex. Gene Ontology annotation, biological process: positive regulation of telomerase RNA localization to Cajal body; snRNA pseudouridine synthesis; rRNA pseudouridine synthesis. Gene Ontology annotation, molecular function: telomerase RNA binding; box H/ACA snoRNA binding. Bases 107 to 301 code for a protein of 64 amino acids.